AAAUCUUAAAUUGUUUACUAUUAAACAUCUUGAUCGUAAAAAGUAAUUAGUAGUUAGUUUGUGAAUUUAUAAUAUGGCGCGUGGAAAUUUUAUGUUGUAUAAUCGUGACUCUUCAACUCAUGACAUUUUCCCCUUCUAUCUAUUUUACCCAUAUGCCCUUAUAUAUAGUAAUAAAGUAUUCUAGACUAUAAAGUAUAAUACUUAUCAAUUUAUAUGUCAUAUCCUGGUCUUGUUAUUAUUUAAUAUUUACGGAGAGUUUUUUUGUCGCAUCCAUUGUCAAUUAUUCAUGAGUUUAUUUUCAUUAUGCUCUCAAUAUUUGUAUGAACUGUACCAUUGUACAAUUCAUACUGUCUGGUUAGCUUAAAAAUAAUAUCAAAGAUCAAACUAUUAAGGUGGCCGUUCGCCAUAAGUAGAAAUGAAGUUAAAUCAAGAGUAUUGGGUGUCAGAACUACCCAAAUCACUUACAUUUGUUCCUAUUACACAAUUAGCAAUUCCAGGAUCUCACGAUUCAUUUUCGUACACCAUCACUCCACAUAGUGAAUUAGGGCCAGAUGCAUCAAGACUUGUAAAAUAUUUAAACUGCCUAUUAGGACCUGCCAUGCGACGAUUCGUCUAUAAAUGGUCUAUAACUCAGACAUGUAAUAUUCAAACUCAACUACGUCUUGGAAUAAGGUAUUUUGAUUUAAGGAUGGCAACUAAACCAAAUGAUUCCAAUUUUUACACAGUGCAUGCACUUUAUGGUGAUCCAGUUAUAAAGGAGUUGGUGAAUAUAAAGGAAUUUUUGGUGACACACACCAAAGAGAUUAUCAUAUUGGAUUUUCAACAUUUUUAUAAUUUCUCAGAAGCUGAUCACAAUCGAUUAUCCUCAGUUUUGAAAUUACUAUUCCAUAAUAUGAUUUGUCCUUAUUUAUAUCCAGUUGAGAUGCUUGACUUAGAUACAAUGAGGGCAAAUAAUUGGCAGGUAAUUAUUGUUUAUAGACAUACUCAAGAUGACAUAUUUUGGCCAUCUUCACGUUGGCCAACACCAUGGCCACAGACUACAUCUUACAAAAAAUUAAUAAGAUUUUUAGAUUGUGGUCUCAAACAAAGAAAACCAAAUGCAGGAUAUGUAACGCAAUGUCUUUUUACUCCUGAUGUAAAGUUUAUAAUGAGAUAUUUUUAUUUAAAUCUUCAAAAUUGUUGUCGUCCAUUAAAUAUUGCAAUACCUAAAUGGAUAAAUAAUCAAAAAAUAGGUUACAAGCAUGGCGUAAACGUCAUAAUUGCAGAUUUUAUUAACAGCAAUGACUUUAAUUUUUGUGAUAUUGUUGUCCACCUGAAUUAUAAAUGUUUGGACAUUUAAAAAAAUACAUAUGGUUUUGUUUAGAAUAAUU
This is a messenger RNA of Myzus persicae (green peach aphid), 1370 nucleotides long. Its product is annotated as PI-PLC X domain-containing protein 2. The record is from RefSeq and is a predicted model, not a curated record. Gene Ontology annotation, molecular function: phosphoric diester hydrolase activity. The transcript has 5 exons. Lineage: Eukaryota; Metazoa; Arthropoda; Insecta; Hemiptera; Aphididae. Gene Ontology annotation, biological process: lipid metabolic process. Bases 416 to 1339 code for a protein of 307 amino acids.